CAGGCGGCUGGACAGCGACGCCGCCCACGGGCAUGGACCGCGGCAGCUGCAGCAGCAGUCGGGGCAGCAGCAGUCCGGCGCCCGGCCGGGAUGAGGAAGAGGCGCAGCGGCCCCAGGGGGAGUCCUCGGGGGCCCCAGACGACAGCUCCUCGGACAGGUCCCAGAGCAAGGCUGUGGCCCCUGAGGCAAGCCCAGAGAUAAGUUGUUCCCUCCACAGCUGCCCCCCUGAGGAACCCUCCAGCUCUUCGGCACCUCCACCAGCAACUUCCACCCUCCAGCCUGUGGGCCAGUCCAGCCCCUUGGCCCCUGCUCACUUCUCCUUUCCCAGAGCACCCCAGGAAUACCGGGGAGGCAGUUCCCUGCCAGGGCUUGGGGAUCGAGCAGCUCUGUGCACCCAUGGCUCUAGCCUCAGCCCUUCCCCGGCACCCUCACAGCGCGAUGGGGCCUGGAAGCCACCUUCUGCACAGCAUCAUAUGGUCAGCGUCAGGCAGGAGCGCACCUUCCGGAUGCCAAGGAGCUACUCCCAGUUGAUCGCUGAAUGGCCGGGCUUGGUGCUGCUGCUGUGUCUGACAUUCGUCCUCCUCUGCACCCUGGCAGGACUGCUAGGGGGCCAGCUGCCUGACUUCUCCAAGCCUUUGCUGGGUUUUGAGCCUCGGGACACAGACAUUGGCCGAAAGCUCGUGGUAUGGAGAGCCUUGCAAGCCCUCACAGGCUCUGGGAAGCUUCUGACACUUUCCCCAGAUGGGGAGCUGAACAGUUCAAACCCCCACAGCACUCUGAGUCCCACAGCUGGAAGCAGUCCCCAGGAGGGCCUGGUCCGACCACACAGGAUCAUAGCACCCCAGGAGGGCAGAGGUCAAGACAGCUUCUUCUGUGGCCCCCCUGAGAAGAACUAUGCCCAGCUGGUUUUCAUGUCCACCUCGGCGGGCAGCCUGUGGAACCUGCAUGCCAUCCACUCCAUGUGCCGCAUGGAAGAGAACCAGAUUCGCUCCCAUGCGCACUUCGGGGCUCUGUGCCAGCGGACAGCCGCCAACCAGUGCUGCCCCAGCUGGUCCCUGGGCAACUACGUGGCCGUGCUCUCCAAUCGCUCCUCCUGCCUGGAGACCACCCAAGCUGACGCCACCCGCACACUGGCCCUGCUGAGGGCCUGUGCCCUCUACUAUCACCGAGGACUCCUGGCCCCUCUGUGCCUGGGCCCCGGACGGGACAAGCCGCCACGCUGUGCCCAGCUGCCCGCCAAGUGCUCCGAGAGUCACGCCGUGUACCAGCUCCUGCACUUCCUACUGGACAGGGACUUUCUGAGUCCCCAGACAGCCGACUACCAAGUGCCUUCCCUCCAGUACAGUCUGCUCUUCCUGCCCACUCCCAAGGGGGCGUCCCUGAUGGCCAUCUACCUGGACCGCCUGGCGGCUCCCUGGGCGCUCUCGGACAACUACACGUCCGUCACCGGCAUGGACCUGGGCCUCAAGCAGGAGCUGCUCCGGCACUACCUGUCGCAGGACACCGUGUACCCCGCGCUGGCCCUGGCCAGCAUCUUCCUCAGCCUGGCCCUCUACCUGCGCUCGCUCUUCCUCACGCUCAUGGUGCUGCUGGGGGUGCUGGGCGCCCUGCUGGUGGCCUUCUGCCUGUACCACGUGGCCUUCCGCGUGGCCUACUUCCCGCCGGCCAACCUGGCGGCCCUCGUGCUGCUCAGCGGCGUGUGCGCCAACCACGCGCUCGUCUUCUUCGACCUGUGGCGCUUCAGCAAGAGCCAGCUGCCGGCGGCGGGGCUGGCGCCGCGCGUGGGCCGCACCAUGCACCACUUCGGCUACCUGCUGCUGGUGUCGGGGCUGACCACGGGCGCCGCCUUCUACGCGGGCUCCCUGAGCCGCCUGCCCGCCGUGCGCUGCUUCGCGCUCUACAUGGGCACGGCCGUGCUGGCGCACCUGGCGCUCGCGCCGGCCUGGCUGCCGUCGUCCGCCGUGCUGCACGAGCGCUACCUGGCGCGCGGCUGCGGGCCGGGCGCGCGGGGCGGCGGCGGGGGCGGCGGGGGCCGUUCGCGGGCCCUGGCCCUGGCGCUGGCGCGGCGGCUGCGCGGGCUGCGGCGGGCGGCGGCCGGCACGUCGCGCCUGCUGUUCCAGCGCCUGCUGCCGUGCGGCGUCAUCAAGUUCCGCUACAUCUGGGUGUGCUGGUUCGCCGCGCUGGCCGCCGGCGGCGCCUACAUCGCGGGGGUCAGCCCGCGCCUGCGGCUGCCCACGCUGCCGCCGGCCCGCGGCCAGGUCUUCCGGCCCAGCCACCCGUUCGAGCGCUUCGACGCCGAGUACCGCCAGCAGUUCCCGUUCGAGCGGCGGCCGCGGGGCGAGGGCGGCCCGAUGCCCGUGGCGCUGGUGUGGGGCGUCCUGCCCGUGGACACGGGGGACCCGCUGGACCCGCGCAGCAACACCUCGCUGGUGCGCGACCCGGCCUUCGCGGCCGGCGCGCCCGAGGCGCAGCGCUGGCUGCUGGCGCUGUGCCGCGGCGCCCGCAACCAGAGCUUCUUCGGGGAGCAGCCGGCCGGCGGCCCGACGCUGUGCUUCGUGGAGGCCCUGCAGCGCUGGAUGGACAGCCCGGCCUGCGCGCGCCUGGGGCCCGGCCCGUGCUGCGGCGCGGCGGGCUUCCCGUGGGCCGCCCCGCUCUUCCUGCACUGCCUGCGCGCCAUGGCGCUGGAGCGGGGCGCCGGCCGGCCGCGGGACCUGGGGCCGCGCUUCGGCGCGCGCGGCGACCUGGCCGCGCUGGUGCUGCAGUUCCAGAGCAGCGUGCCCUACAGCGCCGACUACGGCCGCGUGCACGGCUUCUACGCGCAGGUCAGCGGCUGGCUGGCGGCGCAGCUGCGCUCGGCGCCCGCGGGCCUGCGCCGGGGCUGGCUCACCAGCCGCCUGGAGCUGUACAGCCUGCAGCGCAGCCUGAGCACGGAGCCCGCGCUGGCGCUCGGCCUGGCGCUGGCGCUGGCCUUCGCCGCGCUGCUGCUCGGCACCUGGAACGUGCCGCUCAGCCUCUUCGCCGUGGCGGCCGUGGCCGGCACGGUGCUGCUCACCGUCGGGCUGCUGGUGCUGCUCGAGUGGCAGCUCAACACGGCCGAGGCGCUCUUCCUCUCGGCCGCCGCGGGCCUCGCGGCCGACUUCACCGUCAACUACUGCGUCGCCUACCACCUGUGCCCGCACCCCGACCGCCUGAGCCGCGUGGCCUGCUCCCUGCGCCAGACCAGCUGCGCCACCGCCGUGGGCGCCGCCGCGCUCUUCGCCGCCGGCGUGCUCAUGCUGCCCGCCACCGCGCUGCUCUACCGCAAGCUGGGCAUCGUGCUCAUGACGGUCAAGUGCGUCAGCUGCGGCUUCGCCAGCUUCUUCUUCCAGUCCCUCUGCUGCUUCUUCGGCCCCGAGAAGAACUGCGGGCAGAUCCUCUGGCCCUGCGCCCGCCGGCCCGGGGGCGCGGGGGGCCGCGCGCCGGCGGCCGAGCGGGCCGGCCGCCCCCGCCCGGGCCCGGGAGGAGGAGGCGCGGCCCCGGGGCUCUGCUCGGAGCAGUACGAGCUGCGGCCCCUGGCCCGACGCCGCAGCCCCAGCUUCGACACCAGCACCGCCACCAGCAAGCUGUCGCACCGGCCCUCCGUGCUGUCCGAAGACCUGCCGCUGCACGACGGGCCCUGCUGCCCCCGGCCCGCGCUGGGCCCGGCCUCCCCCCGGGAGCUGCUCCUGGACCACCGGGCGGUCUUCAGCCAGUGCCCGGCCCUGCAGACCUCCUCGCCCUACAGGCAGCCGGGCCCCAGCCCCCGCUCUCGGCGCAGGCACCACUCCCAGGCGCCGCGGGUCCAGGCCGUGCGGGCCUCGCCCCAAGCCCCGGCGCGCUCGCCCCCGCCCAGGGCCACGGAGCCUCCGGACGGCCUCUGCUCCUCGGCCAGCACCCUGGAGGGCCUCAGCGUCUCGGACGAGACCUGCCUCAGCGCCUCCGAGCCCAGCGCCCGGGUGCCCGACUCGGUGGGGGCGUCGCCGGAAGCCCUGGACGACGCCGGGCCCACGGUCCUGGAGCGGGGCCAGCUGAACGACAAGCGGGACACCCUGUGGCUGGCCCUGAAGGAGACCGUGUACGACCCGUCUCUGGCCGCCUCCCGCCAGAGCAGCUCCUCCUGGAAGGGCCGCGGGGGCCCGGGAGACGGCAGCCCUGUGGUGCUGCCCAACAGCCAGCCCGACCUGCCCGAUGUUUGGCUACGCAGGCCCAGCACCCACACUUCAGGCUACAGUAGCUGAGGAGGCUCCAGGGACUGGGCAGGAGCCCCGAAAGCUCCCAGAAUUGACAGGCAGGCGUGCCC
This is a messenger RNA of Suncus etruscus (white-toothed pygmy shrew), 4318 nucleotides long. It is a transcript of the gene DISP2, whose product is annotated as dispatched RND transporter family member 2. The record is from RefSeq and is a predicted model, not a curated record. NCBI's taxonomy places the organism in Eukaryota, Metazoa, Chordata, Mammalia, Eulipotyphla, Soricidae. The transcript has 8 exons. The coding region runs from base 33 to 4256 and encodes 1407 amino acids.